This is a messenger RNA of Peromyscus maniculatus bairdii (prairie deer mouse), 8272 nucleotides long. RefSeq names its product neuronal tyrosine-phosphorylated phosphoinositide-3-kinase adaptor 2 (gene Nyap2). Lineage: Eukaryota; Metazoa; Chordata; Mammalia; Rodentia; Cricetidae. Gene Ontology annotation, biological process: phosphatidylinositol 3-kinase/protein kinase B signal transduction; neuron projection morphogenesis. The record is from RefSeq and is a predicted model, not a curated record.
GGCAAAAUUGAUAUCAAAUAAGGGCAUCAAACUGAGAUCUGAGAGUUCCGUUUAAGUUGUUGCUCAUUUUUAUUAGCCCCACUGGGGUGAAAACCUUAUAACUUAAAUUUAUCCUCCAGCCAAGAACCAUAUUUUGAUUAAUUUAAAUUUUUCUCUUCAAAAAGACUGAUUUAAUGCUAAACAGUGGAUAUAAACGAAGAGGUUUCUUUAUUCUCUUUUUAUUUUGCCAUUGACAAAUCAGACUUUAGCUCAGUUAGAUAAAAGGGACACGUUCUGUUGCUUGGAUGGGAGGCCUUUAAUGAGGAUGGGAGCCCCCGGGGAGCUGAAAUCGGUGCUGCUUUCAGGGUUUCUUGCCAUUUCUUCAGUCAUUCUGUCUCCCUUUCCAGUGGGCCUAGGGUGUGGGAACUAUCCAAGGUGCUAGGAUGCUGGCAGCUUUGCCGUUCAAUGCAGGCGGAUUGCAGAAGCAGAGGAGAGAGAUUACUGCUUAUUUCAGAAGAACAUGAUCAAAUGAGGUACCUUAGCCAGCUUGGUGACUGCUUCGGGUCUUGUAAUCAUCUGUGUAGCAAAGUGGGUAAAAUCAUUCAAUUUUUUCCCUGCUGGACCUGGAAGGAGAGGGGCUGUGCGCUCAUCCCCACCCAUUAGCUAUGCCCUCUUUUCUCCGAAUGUCGAUUUAAGGAAGCAAGCAGCUGUCUUCUGCCACUGCAUCUUCCUAGCAAACUUUAAAGGGCAUUUUAUCUGAUAGAAAGAACAUCGAAAAUGCUCUGGUCUCUAGUGAUGAAGAAUCUUGGAUUCAACACUUUUCCCAUCCAGAUAUAAUGCACUUUAAUUGAAGAAAAGCUGAACUGACCUACAAGUCUGUUUCUUAUGGUGCUGGAUUACUCCUACCGAACUGCCCCGAGACCAGCCCUGAGAGAGGGCUCUGACAGACCCAAGUCACCUCCUGACUAUUGCACUUAGCUUUCCCUGGGGACUUAAUUUUUGGACGCAUCCCGUUUCCAUGAUACCCUCCAAGAUGAUGAGUGCUAAUCCCGAAGAAGACCCUUUGGACACUUUUCUCCAGUAUAUUGAGGACAUGGGGAUGAAGGCAUAUGACGGUCUGGUUAUUCAAAACGCAUCCGACAUUGCUCGCGAGAAUGAUCGCUUGAGAAAUGAAACAAAUCUGGCUUACCUGAAAGAGAAGAAUGAGAAACGGCGAAGACAGGAAGAAACAAUCAAACGCAUAGGGGGAGAAGUAGGGCGAAGCCAGGACACCAGCUACGCAGGCAAGCACUUCCGCAUGGGGUUCAUGACGAUGCCUGCCCCUCAGGACAGACUCCCGCAUCCCUGCUCCAGUGGAUUCACCGUGAGGUCUCAGUCCCUGCACUCCGUCGGGGGCACUGAGGAUGACAGCAGCUGUGGAUCCCGGAGACAACCACCCCCCAAGCCCAAGCGAGACCCCAGCACCAAACUUAGCACCUCCUCCGAGACGGUCAACAGCACUGCAGCCAGUAAAAGUGGGAGACCUCUGGAGAGGGCGGAAGGUAAACUCACGGUGCCCACUUCCCAGUCAUCUCCAAGGGCUUCAGCUUCUGGGAACCUGUUUCCUUCUGCUGGGUCCCAGGAAAGAAACAUCAAGGUGUCUGCCAAGCCAAGACCCCACAGUGACGAAUACUCGAAGAAAAUCCCCCCUCCAAAACCAAAACGGAACCCUAACACUCAGCUUAGCACGUCAUUCGAUGAAACCUACAUCAAAAAGCAUGUGCCAAGGAGAACCUCGCUCCCAAGAGAUUCAUCCCUGUCCCAGGUCUGCAGCCCCGCAGCAGACCCCGAGGAAGAGGAGCCUGUGUACAUCGAGAUGGUGGGUAACAUUCUUAGAGACUUCAGGAAGGAGGAGGAUGACCAGAGUGAGGCUGUGUACGAGGAGAUGAAAUACCCCAUUUUCGACGACCUAGGCCAUGACUCCAAAUGUGACUUUGAUCAUCACAGUUGUUCUUCGCAGUGUGCUACUCCCACGGUGCCUGACCUGGACUUCAUCAAGUCUUCAGGACCAUGUACUCCGAAGGGUCUGCUUUGUGAGAUACCCCCACCCUUCCCCAACUUGCUUUCUCACAGACCACCCCUGCUGGUGUUCCCGCCAGCCCCAGUACACUGCUCCCCCAAUUCCGAUGAGUCUCCGCUGACCCCUCUGGAAGUCACAAAGCUUCCUGUGUUGGAAAACGUGUCUUACAUGAAACAGCCACCUGGAGCAUGUCCAUCCUCCCUGCCAUCACACACCUCCAGCCACGCUAAAGACCAGAGCGGAGCCCUAGGCCCUGCGCCUGCGUCCUCUGUGCUCUCUUCAUCCCCUCCACCUCCAUCCACUUUGUACAGAACCCAAUCUCCUCAUGGCUAUCCAAAAAGUCAUUCCACCUCUCCAUCCCCCGUCAGCAUGGGGAGGUCCCUGACGCCCUUGAGUCUCAAGAGGCCUCCCCCCUACGAUGCUGUGCAUUCCGGCAGCCUCUCAAGAAGUUCUCCCUCAGUGCCUCACUCGACCCCCAGACCCGUGUCGCAAGAUGGGGCCAAGAUGGUCAAUGCCGCGGUGAAUACUUACAGCGCUGCUGUGCAGAGUGGUUCCAGGUCCCGGACACCCACCAGUCCCUUGGAGGAGCUCACCAGCCUUUUUACCUCAGGGCGGAGCCUGCUGAGGAAGUCAUCCAGCGGCCGAAGGUCCAAAGAGCCUGCAGAGAAAUCCACUGAGGAGCUGAAAGUCCGAAGCCACAGCACGGAGCCAUUACCAAAGUUGGACAGCAAAGAGAGAGGUCAUCACGGAGGAGCAGCUUCCUCCAGAGAGCCAAUGAAAGCUCAAGAAUGGGACGGAACCCCAGGUCCACCUGUGGUCACCAGCAGAAUGGGCCGAUGCUCUGUAAGCCCCACCUUGUUGGCAGGAAACCACAGUUCAGAACCUAAAGUAAGCUGCAAGCUAGGCCGGUCUGCAUCCACAUCAGGAGUUCCUCCUCCUUCAGUUGCUCCUCUCAGACAAGCCAGUGACCUACCCCAGAGCCAGGUGGCAUGCAUGCAGUGGUUUCAUGGAGACCAUACAAUGCUUGAGAUGAUUGAGAAAAAGCGUUGCUUGUGCAAAGAAAUAAAGGCUAGACAGAAAACGGAAAAGGGCCUUUGCAAACAGGAUAGCAUGCCAAUCCUACCCAGCUGGAAGAAGAGCGCAGGAACAAAGAAGUACAGCCCUCCUCCCUAUUCUAAACAGCAAACGGUAUUCUGGGAUACUGCCAUCUGAGUGUGUACUGGCGUGAGCUCCACAUUGCAUAAUACAAGAGAGGUUGACUUGGUCUUGUGAUAAUUAAUUGUUACAAAUAUUCUUUGUUGGUGUGGAAUACCACAGGAAUCUGCGGGUACUGUGGCAAGUCCAAGAUAAAACAUGGUUGUCCUUGCAAUUAAGGCACACUCUCUUAUUGUGGAUUAUUUUGAAUCCAGAAUAUAUCAAAUUGUAAAUAUUUUGCUAGUUUAUGGGUGACACCUGAAAUAAUUAUUCAUUAUACAUAUUUAAGUUGGAGAAAUAUCAGAAAACUUUACUAGAUGAUAUAAUUUGGUAUUAACUGGUUUGUUAUCUCUUUUAUAUGUAAUCUCUGAAUGCCUUUUCUUAUUAAUUUUUGCAUUAAAAUGUCUUUGUCCUCCUGCCCACAUUUGGCUUCUGUAGAAGAGCUCACAGGUAUAAGUCCUAUUUAAGCACACAAUAUGUGAUCUGGUGCUAGCAACACAGAAGUUGAAUAUCGUAUUUGUAAAGAUUGUCUGCUGCUUUCUAUGUUUGUAGGGGAUUGAUGAGAAAUGAGUGGAAGUAUGACAUUGGUCUGAAUGUCCAUGUUACACUGACAUUGACAGUCUUUGCUACAGUGGCUUCCUAAGGAUUUCUUUUCUAUCCUGGGCACUACACUGAGUACCAGUUAGUCAGACCACAGAGAAAGGUAGGAGGGUAUGUUGAGACAUUCCAGCAGCAAACUUUCUUUCAAAAAUGACUUUUAGGGAUGUGGUCCUUGCAGCAUUGACUUGAUUGGAGGAGACCAGGGUUCACUGUGACAUUGGAAGGAAAGAAGAAUCAAAUCCUUAAGAGCAUGGUGGUUUUCAAGACAGUGGAAGCAGAGGCACGAUAGACAUGAUACUUUUAUAUAACACCUCAUGGGCAUGAUUUUCCCACAAUAAUUAGAGAAAUGGAUAUUCAACUAUACCAAUUUGGAUAUUUUAGUAUACUCCAUGCCUACCUUCCUCAAAAUUUAAGUCCAUUCAUGGAAAAGUAUUUCUUGCCAAUUUUUUAAAUCUAGUCAUUACAUUUUUGGGUCAUAAUCUUCUGUUCACAAUUAUCGUACCUGUUCUACUGAUUAUGACACCACGACCAAAGAAUUAUGACCACUUCUUUAUUUUAUUUUGUUUUAAGGAAGAAACAGGAAAUGCAGGGGAGAAACAAUAAGGCGGACUCAACUUUAUGAGGUAGUCAAAUUUAAGUGAAGAAAUUUAAGUUAAGAAAAAUGGUAUAUAUCUUUAAAAGUAACUUGUUAGUUGAAAAUGAAUAUUGCCACGGAUAAAUAAAAAGGAAACUAUGACAUAUAUUUUGUAUAUUUAAAUUACUAUUUAUGCUUCCUAAAAUUGACAGUAUGUGGUUCUUCAUUAACAAUCAAUUUAGUAUUAUAUUUCUGAGAGGAAAAAUUGUGUUUGACGUUAUUAUCAAAGCAGUUUUUCUUGUAAGGGUAUUGACAGCAAUAGUCCCAUGCUGCUCAAUAAAACCAAAUAUAAGAGAAGUUAAGGAAUUUUUGUAAUCUAUAUUGAUAAAAAAAAUCUAGUAAUUCUUUAUCAGUAAUAGUUCCUUGAAGAGAGUUUGAAAUGUUAUAACAUAAUUUUUUAAUGUUUUAUAAUUAAUGUAUAUUUUGAUGUCCAAUUAUAAUUCUGAAAGAAUAAGGAAAACGGUAAGUGGGAGCGUGUGUUGUGUGAGUGUGUGUGUGUGUGAACAAUCAGUGGGAAAACUGUAUAUAUAAAAUGCUUACUGAAGUUGUAAGUUCUGCUUGUACAACUAACUAAGAUGGUGACAAAGGCAACAUCAGAAAUAGGGAUACCACAGAGAGAUCUUAAGUAGCAUAAACGAAUGCUGUGGCUGUGUUUUCCUAGCUAUGUAGAUUUAUAAUUCAAGCCCAACAAUCAAUACGGCACAGACAGAAGAGUGAUGAAAAUGUUUUAAGAUAAAAUCGUAAUUGAAAUCAAAUGUGGUUUUUGGUUCAACUUGUUAUCUUGACUUAAGUUAUUAUGAUCUCAUAUAUUCAAGCCAAUCAAUCAAACACAAAGCACCAUUUGUUGGCAUCUCUGUGAUCUUAAUGCUUGUGCAUUCUGGCUAUUACAGUAAAGAUGAGUCCUCUCUUGACAUGUAAGUGUAGGUAAUAUAUUUCUAAAUGUGUUUUUUCAUCUGCCGAUCUUACACAUAUCACUCUGAAUUAGGCAGAAGAUAAUUUUUAAUGUUGGUCACUUGUCCGAAAGGAAACAGAGGUACUAAAAUGAUUUGUGUUGGAUUCAGCCAUUCAUGGAUGUUCUCUUAAGUUCAUGCCAUGGCCACAUAUCACAUACUCCUCUUUCAAAUGUGUUAUUUUUGGAGGAGUUAGCUGUUUGGAAAAUUUGAACUUAGGUAACCAUUUCCAUUUAUUUCUCCAAAGCUCUCUCUACAAGAGAAAGAAUUGAAAUAUCUGGAAAAAAUGGCUUCACUUGGAUUUGACUCCAGAUUUAUUCCUCUGUGCCUAGACAAUAUAUAUUGUCUAGGCACAAUAUAAUAUUGUCUGAUGUGGCAAUUAGCUAUUCUAUAGUCAACUUCCUCUUUGUAUAGAGUUCCUCUUUGUUGUGAGAAAAGAGUCAUUAGUACACAGAGAAAAUCAUGCUGACUCUUUGGUGGCAAUAAAUCAGGCAGAAUCUGGUCAGAAGAUAAUCUGCAGCCAGCACAUGAUAUCAUGAUAAAGCUCAUAUUUCUAGCAAUGCCAAAGAACAAAUCAUAUAAAGGCAUGUUAUCAGGCCAAGAGAACUCAUACUUAUGACAAAUAGUCUUUUCACAGCAAAUGUUGUAGAAACAGAAUUUUAUUGGCUGUCAGCAAGAUGCUUUUAUGUGUGAAAUACUUCUUAGUAGAGAAGACAUGAAUUUCCUUAGAAAUGAUGGAAGGAAAGAGUAAAAUACUGUGUUUUCCCCAUCAUAGAAGCCAGCACUAUGUGAGAAAUCACACUUUACAGAGACAUUGCCGAUAUCUCCCUCUAUAUGCUAUUGAAGCAAGUUUGGGAUAAAAAAUGAUUUGUGCAAAUAAGGGUGACUUUUCAGCCAUAUAGUAAUUGAGAAAGAAAAGCAAACUUCAAGAGGUAAAAUUUGUUAUUUUAUAAAGCAUACACCUUUGGAUACAAAAUAAUUGUUUGGACAUAAGAUCACUUUUCAAAAUAAUAGUUUUGAACCGUUGACAAUCAACAAGAUUUGGUUUGAACAGUUCUAGAAGACAGAGAUAGUGACACAUGUGUAGUCUUGUCUACACCCAGAAUUUGGUUUGAUUCUUUUGCACAAGUUAAUAGAAAGUCAACACAGAUGAACAGUCCCAGCUAGUUACUGUUUUAAUAAAGACACCAGAAGAAUGCACCUACACAUACAUUUUUGUAUCACUUUCAUGUUAGACUCAGUCAGAUUCUCAUUAUAGAUCCUGUAAAUUAAUCAUGUUUCCAGUUGAAAUGAAAGCAAAUAUUCAUACAAUUUAUGGAGUAUGUAAUUUGAGGGGUUGUAAGUCUCACUUGAAAAGGAAUGUAGAUAGGAUAGACUAUGAUCCCCUCAUAGAUUGUAUCCUAAAUUUAAAAGGAAACAAGAGAGAAAUGACAUGUACAGUGCAUAGGGAUAUUUACAAUAUCUUCCUGGUUUGGAAUAAUAACUAGCUAAUUGCAGAAUGUGGACAAUUUGUUAGUAAUCCAUUAUUUCUUUAGAAGUUCAUUGUAUCAUUUUCUUAGACAGUAUAGAAGCACUUUGAAUUGAACACUGAAAUAGAUGUGGUUUUUGCAAUUAAGGAACUCAAUCAUGAAAACAUUAAUAUUUUCAAAAUAAAAAGCCAAUUGUUUCCAAGAGUAUACAUAAUUUCAUAUGUUUGGCAGUUUUUAAGUGCUUACAUGCAACAUUCUUGUUGUUUUCUGGUCAAGUGUACAGUCAAAAUAAAAGGUGAAAAUAUACUAAAUUUAUGUCUAAGUAUAGCAUAUAUGUAUGUGUAAGCUUCUACCUGUACAUUACAAUAUGUACUGCUAUCUGUGUAAAUCAGUAAAAGAUAACACUGUUUUAUCAUAUUAAAUGUAAACAUUGUGGCUUGAGGUUUGGAUGGUUUAAAGCCCUCUCAUAUUUGGGUCAAUUUUAUUGGAACAAAAUGUGUAUAAUCUGGAAAAAUAUCUGGUUACAUUUACUUUUAUUAUUAUGAAGCUUCAAAUUUAAGGAAAAACAUUUUAAAAAAUACUGUUGAAUUUAUCUCAAAUAAACAUAUAUGAAUAUUCCUUCAAAGUAUUCAUUUGCUCCCAAAUAUAACUGGGUUUGCCCACCCUAAAUGCAUUUAUAUUUAAACAUGUACACACUCAGAUACAGAAUGCAUACUGUAUAUAAUAUAUAUGACAAUGUUUAGUAUGCACUUCUUUUGUUUGGACUUCUUAACAUUUAUAGUGUAGCAAUUUGUGUAAAGUGCACUGUGAUUAUAAGAAGAAUCAAAGCACAGUACAGUCACACCUUUGUUAUCUUGCACUAAAAGUGUGUUUACGUAUUUAGCAACUGUAUGUUUACUUUCUUGACUUUUCAAACAUUUGGAACAAAUAGCUAUGAAAAAUGAUAUAAACUAAUCUGUUUUCUAGUGGAUAAUUACACUACAUUUUUAAAAGACAGGGUUUUUAAAGAAAACCAUUUAACAUCCAUUCCAACAUUAAGAUGUUUACCAUAUCUGAAAAUCUGAAUGUCAUAUUGCAUUUUUCAUAACUCAUUAGCAAUGUCAGGUAUGUGCCUGAAUAUUUGUGCAAAUAAGCAUUAGAUAACAGAUUUCUCUAUUCAUGUAUUCCUAGGCAUUUCUAUAUACAUAAUAAUAUAAACACUGAUGUUUUAAUGUCUCUUAAUUUUUGUACUUGAUUUUUUUAGUAAUAUGUAAUUAUAUAUGUACUUUGAUACUACUGAAGUAACCAGAUGUUGUUUGAAAACAAAUUGAUUUCUCUCUAGUGCAUUGACAAUAUUUUAUGAUAUUUUGUGCUUAUUUAUUUGUGCUCCCGUGUAAUUAUAAUAAAA